CUGUUUUUGCUGCUAAGACAAGGGCUCUCCUAUUGGUUUCCAUGUUGUCCUGUGAGGACUCAAAGUAAAACCUUAGGGAUGGUUUGGUGAGGAAGAUACCAUGCAUAUGAUUCCUGUCAUGCAUGGAUUUCAAGGUGACUCGUUCCCAGCUAGCUCCAGCCCUUUCCUCAGUGGGUACGUGAACAGUGGGUUAGGGGGUUCCUCCACACCCCAUGGGACCCCCACUUCACUGCCUGUCGAGCCUUCCUUCCGGACGCCUGCCCCCUCCAACCUGCAGAUGGCGCAACUCUGGGCAUCUCACCCCCAUGAAGGUUUCUCACACUUGCCAAACAGUCUGUACCCGAGCCCGUACAUUCCACUCAGCCACCUGGAACACCCGAGCAGUGGGAGCUCCAUCCUGGCUCAGCUCAGCCAGCACGGGCUCUACGAGUCCCAGAAAGAAGGGUUUUACUUGUCAGGCCAUGCAGGACAGUCGGCCUUGCACCCCCAAACGGCAAUCUCCAGAGUAGUGUCCAACCAAAUGCCGAGCUCCCUCCUCCGGGAGAAAGAUGUUGUUUCUCAUCACAAGAGUGCAAAGGACUUGAACAGAGAGUUGAGCAGGGAGAAAUCCUGCAGGACCGAUCUCAACCUGUCCCACCCUCGCAGGGAGAGAGAGAGGCACAGGGAGGAGCCCCGGCCUCGCAGUGUAGUGGACCUCACUCAGGACACUAAACUGGAGGGGAGUGAGAGGAAAGUCAGUGGCUUGGACAGGCCUUAUAAAAUGGGGGAGCACACGUCUCUGUUUUAUCGUGAGCACUCGCCCGGUUUGGGUGGCGGAGAGCCCAAGUCUAAGAACCCUUUGCAAACCUCCUCUCUGAGCAACUGCAACAGUGGAGGCAGCAGCAGCUUUGUGAGAUACCAGGGCUCUGAGCAGGAGAGGUGCGCCAAGGACCCGAGCCGGCACGACGAGAACAUGCGGCCCUCUGCAUACGUGCACGCAGACAAUCCCAAAAAAUGCGAUGCGGUUGUGACUUCUUCUUCGCUUGGCUCUUCGCACAUUUCCUGCAGUUGUCCGUCCACACACAUCAACGGCUCGCAACCUGCCCCCAGGGUGCUAUCUUCAAAUACAUUCCCUCCCGCUCACCACGCCCAGGCCAGCCUGUACACCCUCUACCCCUCUGCCAAGGAGCCAGGAAGGGAGCACAGAGUUAUCGCGCCUACGUACGUGCCUUCCGUUGAGGUCUAUGAUGAGAGAAAUGGGCCAAUCCAAAUAGCCUCACAGGCUCGGGACAAUAAAAAUGACAAAAACAGGGACAAGGAUGUUAACAAACCAGGGUGUUUGCAGGCCCCCAGUGAAAGGACAUUUGUAGACCCUCUGCGGCCACCUCACGCACAUGAGUCUCCAUUGCAUGGCGACGUUAAGAGGAUGGAAAUAUUCAGGGAGGAAGGCUCAGUUAUAAUGUCAAACUGUAUGGCAACGAAAAGGCCAACAAAGUCAGAAUUAUUCCCUAUCAAAGCUGGCCAUAGCCCAGACACUAGGGACUUGCUCUUAAACAGCGCCACAUCCAAAGAAAUGAUGAAAAUGGUGCUGGAGGCAGAAGCUCGUAGCCAAGAGCGAGAGAGGCUUCAAAGGGCAGCCGCGAGAGAUUCUGGCAAAAUGUACAACGGGAUGGACUCCUCCAGGAUCCACAUGGAUCAGCACCAGCUUAAAAACUCUUCCCCGACGGAGCCCAAAUGGAAGCCUUUUGAAAUGGGCAGCUAUGCCACCAACCAGAUGGCUGCGCUUGCUGCCCAGCAUGGGCAUGGGAACAGAGGAGGGGAGGAGGAAGGCAAGAAGGCCUACCUGGACCCUUCUGGUCUUCAGAGGUCCACCGUGGUCGCGAACUCCCGAGGCAGUUCUGAGGUCCUCCACCCGGGAUCUCAUGGAGAAGUUUCUGCCAUGCAGAGCUUGAUCAAGUACAGUGGUAACUUCGCCAAGGAGACCAGCACGCGGCCCAACGGCGGGAUCAGGAGCCCGUUUGGUGGCCUGGGAAAUAUGAAGCUGGAAGCUAAUCCGCUUGGAGUGUCCAAGGUUCAGCAUCUCCCACCCCAGCAAUGUGGGAAGCAAUUAAAGAGAGACCCUGAAAGGCCAGAGAGCGCCAAGUCAUUUGGCAGGGAGAGCAUUGGGUCUCAGGGAGAGGUUGAAGUGAGGCAUCCACCGGUCGGCAUUGCUGUGGCUGUUGCACGUCAGAAAGACAACACCAGCAAGCCCAGCACUAACUUGGGGGACAGGGAACGAUCGAUUCCAGUGGGCAGUAUUAAAGGAUCUGGCCGUGCGGAGGAGGAUCGUAUGGAUGACCGGAGUCGUCACCGUGACGACCGUCUCCUGGCAGGCCGCUUGGAGCGCGAGCAGGAGAAAUUGCUCCGAGAGAGUAAGGAGCUGGCGGAUUUUGCCCGAAUUCACCAACCUGGUGUGUCCUCCAAUGGCUUGAACCCAAACCUGAUGGUGACGGGAGGUCCUUCCCUGGCUGGCCCAGGGCGAUGGUCCGCUGAUCCUGCAUCCCAUCUGGCUUCUCACCACUGGAUCCCCCGCACAGGCAGCUCCUCUUUGUGGCUAGCUGGCUCUCCUUACGGUUUGGGUCACCCGUCACUUCACCAAGGGAUGGCUCCAGGGUACCACCCCGGCAUGCCUGGCUCCAUGCCCUCGCCCUACCAGUUUGCCCGGGACCCUCAAUCAGGGCAGCUGUUAGUUAUCCCAACAGAUCACCUACCGCACUUUGCAGAACUGAUGGAGAGGGCACCUCCGCUGUGGUCAGCGAUGUACCCGCCAGCAGGAAGUUCACUUCAGCAUGCCCACCAGCUUCAGUUACUUUCUCACCAACAGUUGCUUAGGCAACACGAGCUCUACAUGAUGCAACACCAGGCUGCCCAAGCCAUGGAGAUCCAGAGAAGCGCCCAGCUAGUGGAGAGGUUAAAGGCGAGUGAACACAGAGCUGAGAUGGAGGACAAAGCUGCCAAAAAAAGCCACGAAGGGGCCAAGCAGGGUCUGCCUGCUGCCUGCGCUCCCGCCCUGCAUAGCAGGAAACCGCCUUCGCCUUCCCCCACUCCGUCUACGUCCAACGGCAAGGUCCCGACGCCCCAGCCGCUGAACCCUUCGCCCUCCCGCGUGACUGCUCUCAAGUCAGAGGUCCGACACAAAAUCGAAGAGCUGGAAAGGCAGCAGCCUUAUUCCCACCCCUCCACGCCGGCCCCCCAGGGGGCCCCACGGGGUUGGAGGGGGGGUGGACAGCCAUCUGUUCCCCCCAAAGAGGAAACACCGGAAGUGAUGGAGAAGAAAGAAAUCGAUUUGCAGAAAGAGGUCUCUUUGCCUUUCCAGGCCUUAUUUCCUGAAAUCCCUCAGGGCUAUCCUUUCCAAUCAAUAACUGCUCGCUUUGGUAGCCACUAUCCCUACCUCCUUCAGCCUGCCGCCGCUUCUGAUGCUGACGGACUGGCCCCAGAUGUGCCGCUGCCGGCGGAGACAUCAGAACAUCUGUCUGCCUCAGUUGAGGUUAAACCCAUGCGCCUGCACCCACCUGCCAUGGUGGAGUCCUUACUGCCAGCCAUGGGGCCCGAGCCAGUGGAGGAAAGCGCUGUGAACAAGGAAGAGUCUGAUCUUGAGGAAACCCAGCAAAGCCCUGGAGACCAGAAUGGCAGCACAGCCCUGCUCAAGAGUGUCCCAGAAGAGCUGAAAAACCAGUCUGGCAUGGAGAGGGACACAGAUGAGCUGGAGCAAGAGCAGAAGGUCAAGGAGUUGCAGAAGGGAGAGGGAACAGUCGAACCCUACCGACUGAUUGGCUGUGCUUCGGAGGUGGAGCCACUUCUAGAGGAGCCGGAGGAACGGGCAUGCUCUGCACACGCAGAGUUUGACAAUUCAGUGCCGUAUUGUGGAUCGGAAGUGCAAGAGGUCCAGAUACAAAGAGAAAGUUCUUCAAAAGCUAAAGAACUGUGCAAUGAGGUUGAUAAGAAGGAGACCUCCGCUGUUCCCUCUAGUACGACAGAACCUCCACCUGAGGAUCUGUCCGUCAAGGAGGGUUUGUUGUCUUCUCAGAUUGCACAGCUGGACACUUUGAACAUUAGUCCGGAUGACCCGAUGGCGGGGAUGAUCGCCUUGGUGGCAGCCUCAGAGCUGCCCCAAACAUGUUCCCUGCCAACUCAUUAUACCCCAACGGCUGUCCUCUCUGCCCCUGAGAAGACUGACUGUUCUCCAGUGGACCCCGCUGCCCUUCAUGGGAUCGCUCUACUGAGUGAAAUCGCAGAGUUGGAGCUGGAAAGGCGGAAGAAUGAGAUUAACUACACAAUGCGAGCCGACUUGGAAAGCCUUUUGGUGGCAGGAACGCAGGUGUUCAUGGAAGCCCUGGCAUGCAAGCCUGCAAUAACCAUCCAGCUUCCUCGAGAGCUGAACCCCAACAAGAAAUACAGCUGGAUGCAAAAGAAGGACGAGCCUAUGUUCUCCAUUAAGUCUGCCAUUGAAGGCAUGGAUGCCAUGGAGCUGAAUUACAGGGUGCGACUGGCCGAGUUGCAGAGGAGAUACAAAGACAAGCAACAACAACUGGCGAAAUUACAGAAACGCAGGGAUGCAGAAGAGAAAUGUGAGGAAAAGAACAGAAGUCUGGCAAGGAGAGGCCCAGGAAGGCCCAGAAAGAGAAAGCAUGGCCUUUCCUCACCACCUGUUGGGAAAAGUGACUACAAGGUUGGCAAGCUUGGCAAAACCCUCCUGCUGUCUGAGGACUCGGAGACGGGCGAGGGACUGCGGAAGAGAUUCCGAGGUCUGAGCGCCGAAGAUGAAGAUGAGAUGGAUGGCAUGAGUGUGAAAGUGAAGAGAAAAAGCAAGAUCUGGGAAGACGCUUCCUCCAGCUUCUCUGAAGAGGUGCAGACAAAGAGUAAGAAGAAGAAGAAAGAGGAGAGUGAGCAGGAGCAGUUGGCAACCAAACUGGACAAGGCCCUGUCUCUGACCAAACUCAGUCAACUCGGCAAGUCUCCUUUUAAGUUUUCAGACAGCUCCGUAGGGAAAUUGAAAAGCAGUUUUGGGAGCUGCAGUAAACACCUCGGGUCCCACGAGAUGGAAUUCCUGGGAAAGGGAGGGAAGAAAAACUUCUCUCAAAGCCUCAGCACCUUGCAGAAGUCCUCCAAAGAAGGUAAAAACAAAAUGGCCACCAAAACAAAGAAGAUGGAGUUCGGGAUGAAAGUCAAAGGUCACCUGAAAGCUUCUCACUCCCCUGCAAGGUCAGAAGUCAGCAGUUACUCAUACAAUACAGACACGGAGGAGGGAGAUGAAUCGGUAAAGCACGGCUGGCCAUCCCAUUCAGCGUUAAGUAAAUCCGGAUCGAGGGGGCGUCCCUCCCGCCUGCACGGCUCGGCCUCCACGAAGAGCAGACAGCCGCCCAAGAGGGGCCUGUCCACGUCCUCCUCGUCUUCAACAGGGACUCUGAAAUCAAAACAGGCGGCAAACAAGAAGAGACACAAGCACUUUGCUUUACUGCUGCAAGAGGCCGAGGCCCGGUCGUCCUUCAGUGACUCUUCGGAGGACUCAUUCGACCAAGAUUAUACCUCAGAGGAGGAUGAUGAUGACUUGGAGGAGGAGGAGUAUGAUCUGGAUGGGAGCGACAGCCUCGGUUCACCCAGCCUUGAUGAGAGCGGGCUGGGGCUGCUGGCCAGGUUUGCUGCCAGCGCCAUGCCCAGUCCCAUCAUCGCUCCUCCACUGUCUGUCGUUCAGCUGGAGGCCAAGCAGAAAGCCAAGAAGAAGGAAGAAAGGCAGAGCCUCAUGGGGACUGAAUUCGAAUACACAGAUUCGGAGAGUGACGUCAAGAUUAAGAAGAAGGCCUCCUCACUGCUUCACUCCAAGAAGCCUCUGCUGGAUUCGGCUGUGCUUGUGGGGAUGACUGGAGAGCUGCCCGGCUCCAACAAGGUGAAGCUGGAAGAAAAGAGGCUGAAGAAGGUGAAGUCUCCCCAGGAAUUCAGCUUCGAGUUCGGCCAGGAGGUGAGCGACGACGACCGCUGGCCGCGUCGGAGGAGCGAGCGCAUUUUCCUUCACGACGCCACUCUGGCCACGCCCCUCUCUCCCUCCAGAACGAGCCCUCCCGCUGGUGCCAAACCGGCCCGCUCCCCCAAAGCCGUGCCGCAGAGCCCCAGAAAGGAAGCCAGCAAGCCAAAGGAGGAAAAAGACCUUGGCAAGAAGAAGAAAGGCAGAGAGACCCCAUUGUGUCUGUCACCCCCCCAGCACUCGAGCACCUCCAGCGAGGGCCGGGUCUGUCUGGCCUCCUCCCCCCUCAGCCCCAGCAAGAAGAGCAAGGUGAAGGUGAAGACGAGGGAGGUAAAGAAAGAGGCGCGAGUGAAGGGCGGUGCAGUCAGCAAGCUGAUGGAGAGCAUGGCCGCUGACGAGGAUUUUGAGCCCAAUCAGGACAGUAGCUUCUCUGAAGAUGAGAACGUCCCGCUGAGUACGGUGAUCGACAGGCCCAACUCACCCGGCCCCUGUAACUGCGUUAUUGACAAAGACGAGCUGAAGGAUGGGCUCCGGGUCCUCAUUCCCAUGGAUGAUAAGCUGCUCUACGCCGGCCAUGUCCAGACUGUUCACUCUCCAGACAUAUACCGAGUUGUUGUGGAAGGAGAACGAGGAAACCGGCCUCACAUCUACUCCCUGGAGCAGCUCCUACAAGAGGCGAUUAUUGAUGUGAAGCCCCCCUCUGUGCGAUACCUCCCUGAGGGAACGAGAAUCUCUGCAUACUGGAGUCAGCAGUACCGCUGCCUGUAUCCUGGAACCGUGGUCAGAGGGAGCCCUGAUGUGGAUGAGGAUGACGAUUUGAUAACUGUGGAGUUUGACGAUGGAGACACGGGGAGAAUCCCCCUGUCGCACAUCCGACUGCUGCCUCCCGAUUAUAAGAUACAGUGUGCAGAACCUUCUCCUGCCUUACUGGUGCCCAGCACAACGAGACGCAGCAGGAAAUCCAGCAAGGAUACCGGGGAAGGCAAGGAGGCGAGUGUCCAAGUAUCGGUGGAGACAGUUCCGAAGAGCCGAGGGCGCGGCAGGAGGCCCAAACCUAAACCUGGGCCUGAAGUUGUUCCUGAGGAUCGUGAGCAAAGAGAAGUGCCUGCUUCCACAGACACCCAGGAGAGAUCAGCGGCCCAGGGGAAAACAAGCUCCAAACCAGGUAGAAAGUGCCAGCAAAGCCCAAACGCUGGCUCUUCUGUGGCAAUGCCUACUGAGAAACAGAAGAAAAUCACAAAGAGGAAGAUUCCUGCCAAAGGAAACGCUCAGCAACAGGCGACCUACACACCACCUGUCUUUGGCAACGUCCUUUUAGAUUCCUACAGUGACCUCUCGGGUUCAUUCAAAGCCAGUGACAACAGCCAGGGGAAAUUGAAAUCCAAGAAAGGGAGGAAAGGGGAUGAGGCCCAAAGGAAACAGCCCGAGUCUGAACUUAUGAUCAAGCUUGAUCACGAAGGAGUGACUUCUCCAAAGACCAAGAAGACCAAAGCCCUGAUGAUGAUGGAAGACCAGAGCCUCUCGGGCAAGAUGGACAACAAGACCAUGAUGGGCAUGGCUUAUACCACGGUCAUGGGAGGGGAGGUCAAACAGAAAGCAGCCGAGACCAAAGCAGGGGAAAAGGAAAAGCCGAAGGCUGGUGCUGUCUCCACGUACAGCUUAGGGAAGCUGGGGAGAAGCGUGGACGGCUUGGUCAAGGUAAAGGACCCGGAAACAAACAAGGAGAAAGAGGAACUGGAUGGCAGCAGCAGCAGCGGUGGCAGUAGCAACAGCAGCUCUGAGUCAGAUGGGGAAGAGGAGGAGCGAAAUCAGGGUGGCACCCAAGAAGACAGCAGCUCACCCAGCUCCAGGGCUUCCAGCCCCAUCUCGUCUACCAACUCCUCAACCUCCUCCUCCAGCAGCUCCUCCUCUUCCUCCUCCUCCUCCUCCUCCUCCUCUUCCUCCUCCAGCUCUAGCUGUUCUUCUUCAUCAACCACUGAUGAAGACUCCUGCAGUUCGGAUGAGGAGACCCCAGCUUCCCCGCACUCCACUUCUCCCACCCAGGCGACCCAUCCCCAAUCCGAGAACAAGCUGUCAGGACAGCUCCAGACCACCUCCUCCUCCUCCUCCCCAUCCCAGACCAGGAGUCAGAAACAGCAGCAGCAGCAGAAACAGGAGCAGCAGCAAGGCAAGAAUCGACCGAAGAAACGGGAAGGAAUCCAUCUGCCCACAACCAAGGAGCUGGCCAAGCGUCAGAGACUUCCUUCGGUGGAAAACAGACCCAAAAUCGCUGCCUUUCUGCCUGCCCGGCAGCUCUGGAAGUGGUUUGGCAAACCAACCCAGAGGCGGGGAAUGAAAGGUAAAGCCAAGAAGCUGUUCUAUAAGGCGAUUGUGCGAGGGAAGGAGAUUAUACGCAUCGGAGACUGUGCAGUUUUCCUGUCUGCUGGCCGGCCCAACCUGCCCUACAUUGGGCGCAUCCAGAGUAUGUGGGAGUCCUGGGGAAACUACAUGGUGGUCAGAGUCAAGUGGUUCUACCACCCAGAGGAGACUAACCCUGGGAGGAAAUUACAUGAUAGAAAGCAGUGGGAUCAGAAGUCUGGCAGAGGACAACCAGCUGCUCUCCAGGCCUCCAAUCAGAGAAAUGACUUCAUGGAGCGUGCCCUGUACCAGUCCUCUCACAUCGACGAAAACGACGUGCAGACCGUCUCUCACAAGUGUUUGGUGGUCAGUCUGGAGCAGUACGAGCAGAUGAUUAAAACUAAGAAAUAUCAGGACAGCGAGGAUCUGUACUACCUGGCUGGGACCUAUGAACCAACCACAGGGAUGAUCUUCAACACUGAUGGAGUACCCAUCAUAUGCUGAAGAGCAGUGCUGUUUCCAUAAUGCGUAAAGAGGGACCAGAGCCUCGAAUGCACAGUAUUUACCUGAAGAAUUCAACCAAGACAGCAGUUAUCUGUUCAAGGAUGCUCAUGACCUUCUUGGGUUUUUUGAUUCUGUGAAUUACAUUGAAAAGGUGGAGGAUGAGGAAAACGUUAUAAAAGUGCUUUAGAAGCACAUCAUUAGGUUCUUAUGGGGAAAUGGUUAGCUGCCUGAAGAAAUGUUUGCCCUCGGUACAAAAUAACACUAUCAGCUCGGGACCUGCAAUUUAUUUGACUUGGAAUAAAAAUCAGCUGCAUGGCGGCUUGAAGCAGAUCUGUAUUGAAAUUUGUACCCUUGGAGGCGAGAUGACAUUAUCAGUCUGAGGACUUCUUCUGGGAAGCUGGUCACCUGACUUUCAAAGGUGUAAUUACAUCAUACAAAAUAACCUUUCAAUGCAUUCUCAGAGCUGACAACCUGGCCUGCCGGGCGGAAAGACUUUUUGCGCAUAGUAUUGAUACGUUUGUGAAAAAGAAGGAACGAAAGUUGGGACUGAGCGGAGGUCAUGGUUUGAACAUCUGCUGAGCACUAAUUGUGGUCUCGUGGAAAUGAGGAUGAUGCAAACAUGGAGAAAGUGUUGAAGAUGUCUGAAAGGCAAACUGCGUUUUGUUUUAAAAGAAUAUGUCAGCACCAGCUGCAGACGUUUCUACCAGAAAAGCUUCAAUUAAAGAUGACAUGGUUCAUAAGGGACUUACUGGAUCUUCGAGGCCAGGUGGUUUUAUGAUAAUCCUUGGGCAAUCUGCAAGCCUAUUACUAUCCCGCUUCUAAAGCAAUUAAUUAAAGAUGACAAUGAGCGUAUUGGCAGAGAAAACAAGCCUUCGAGGGAAGGUGACAUCAUCAUCGUCAUCCCACAGCCUUCUGGAAAGCCUGGUCUGGCGAUUUUAUGUACCCAGGGUUUCUAAGCUCCAAAUUGCAAUCUGUAAAAAAUAUGCAUUAUAAAAAAAGAAAUAAAUGAAUCUGUGUUAAUAUUGACAGGAUUAAGGGACAGAGAAAAAAAUAAAAACCUUUUAGAGGACUAAACAGUUAGACUGGUGAAUGAGGGAGCCUGAUUCAUUCUGUAUAUUACGCAGGCAUAUAUUCAAAAAACUAAAAAAAAAGACUUUUUGUGUAUUAUACCUUCAACUGAAUUUCUUUUUAAAAAAAAAAAAAAAAAAAAAAAAAAACUUUACAAAAAUGUGUGGGGAAAAAAAAAUCAAAAUAAAGUCAGGAAACCUAAGGUUGGGGUUGAUAUAAUCAUGCUUCUGGAACUAAACCCAGCAACAUUUGCAUGAGUAAUUGUAUUAAAAAAGAGAACAUGUAACCCAAAAUCCGAACAGUAUUUUUGCCUUGUGGCUACUGUGAGAGAAGAGAGACGUUGGCUGAGAGCACUUAUUCACUGUUGGAUGCCUUGUGUAGAGAGUAUUCCGACAAUCGAAGGAAGAGGAGAACCACGUGUGGUUUGUUCAAUUGUGUUUGUUUUGUUGAUGCAGGUCUCCUCUGUGUGAUGUAAUUAAAGAGGUGACUGCUGUUCCACCAGUUUGGCUUCAUUAUGCCAUGUACGGGUGCCUCCACAGCAGUGUGAUCGUUGGGCUUUUAAUGAACCCAAGUAGCUGGCAGCUACCCGCUUGGUUUAGCUGGCAAUGUACAACUCCUUAUCUUGUUUAAAAAACCAUAAAAAUAAAAUUUAAAAAAUGUCUUUAAAGCAACAAACUGUAAGAGUCUAACUAUAAGUAGCACAUAUAUAAACUAAAGUAUUAUUUCCUACCAGUUUUCUUGUGAAGAGGUAAAACUAUAUGGAAUGGAGGGCCCUCUUUGCAAAGCUUUGAAUGCAUUCAAGGGUUAAAAUACAGUUCAUGGGUAUCCAUGCAACUGAAUCCCUUAUUCAUAACACUUACGUCUAGCUUGUGCAAAAGUGACUUCUUUCUUUUAAUAGGGUGCCAAACUGUACCUGUGCAUUUCAUUGAUAGUUGAACAAAAAGGCCUCCACAAAAUUAAUAUUUGAACAAACUGUGAUACAAUUCCACACAGUAGCUGGGAUUUGAAGGCGGCCACCAGGCUAACAGGGUCCGUGCCUGCAGUCAUGCUGGUAGUUAGUUGUGUUCCUAAGUCUACACAUAGGGUUAUAAUGUAAUGAUACAAGGAACUCUUCAGAAAAGCCUCACCGUAUCACACUGCUUUGGGAACCAGUUGGUUAUUUUAUGUGUGCUGUAUUAUCAAACCAGCCAAACCUGGUGGACACUCUUUUGUUAUUCAUGCUAUGCGCAAGGUACAGAAAUAUGUCGCAUCCCCCCCCCGUAGUGUAGAUUAUAAUGCCAUAUGUGUGCCUAACCUGACAAUGUUGGGUGAACGUGAUUUGAUACAUUGCACAAGGCUGAGAAGUCUUUGUUUUUUUUGUCAAUCUUUGUAAAAGGACCAGGAGUCGUCCCUGGGCUAUUUUUCAUUGCAAGAUUAAGAGGUGCGGUUAAUUUAGAAAAGGGCAAAAAGGGUUAUCAAAAUGGUAGCAUGAGAAAGAGGUCCACAGACUAAAAACAUGAAUCAGUAAUUCCAAGUGGUGGUUCGUAAAGGGAAAUUAAAGCAUGCUUGCCCUUUUUCAGCAUCGGUGAAAUUAAUUUUGUGUCAAGUGAACUCAAUCACAAAACCACAUUUCUGAAAGAACAUGUCAAAUUCCAUGUGCUUAUCAGCUCUAUAAACCAUGGCCAUUUUUGAACUCAAUUGGUUGACCCUUCCUUGCCUUUUAAAUGCAAACCAUCACUCGGCCUUGCUGUUUUAAACAUCAGUAUUAUCUUGUGAAAUUUAACCAAUGUAGCGUUCAUUCCCAAAGAUGUUUACCUCUUAAUGUUUACCGUCAUUGACUAACUUUCCCCACAAAGUAAGAUAAUUUGUUUUGAUGAGAAGCUGUCGAAGAAUUGCGAAUGACCCGCUUGAUUUGAUGACAUGUUUACAGUAAGCGAAUGCAGCUUCUUCUCUGAAAUGAUUUUUAUUUCUGUUAUCAGAAGCAGGAAUUGUUUGCAAUUGGAUAUAAACUGAAGAGAAUUCUGUGUAUUUGCUUUUGGACAUGGAAUUGCAGAAUAAUCAUGGCCUAAAAAAAAAAAAAAAAAAAGGAAAAUUGUUUGAAUUGUAAACCCCAAGCUCCAGUGUACAUGUGUCCGUGUUCAACAGCGGACUGAAAAAGUGGAGCAGCACCAUGAUGCUCUGCAUUCUCUUUCUGUAAAACGGCAUUGAGAAAGUUGGGUAAUAGUACCAAUUGAUUCAGCUGUAUUGAAACAAUGGUAAUAGCAAAUUAUAUAUCAAGCACUUUUGUACCAACUUGGACCCGCUUGUGGAGAACUGAAAGCCUCCUACACUACAGGGCACAGGUCUGGCUUUGUUUUUCUUUCUUUCUCUCAGUGCAACAGUAGUCUUUCUGUUCAGUUUUAUGUUUGUGUGUUUAAAACUUCAGUCACCGGAGUGGUAAAGAGAGCACUUGACAGUUUAGAAACUGCCUUGACUUCCCCUUGGCUCAGUCUGCAGCACUGAAGUAAAUCAGGCUGCUGUUGCUAAAUCUUAUCCACUUCCCCCUGAAUACUGUUGCUCACAAAGUCACGUCCUGUGGCUUGGAAUGGCAGACAGUGGACAUUGUAAUAAAGAUAUACAGUUUUAGCAAGGGGUGGGGGAGUAGUUACCACCUUUUGGUAAAGAUGACCUGAAAUAUGUAAUAUAUUGUAAAGCACGAAAAAAUUUAUUUAUGUAUGUAUGUAUGUAUGUAUGUAAUCAAUCAUGUCCACUGUAUUAAGUGAUUGGAGCUUUCUGUACACUCUAUUUUACCCAGUAUGUAUGUUCCCUUCCCCCUUACCCCACUAUAUAAUUCUCCUAUAUAACUCGUGUGCAAUACUGCUGAUUAGAUACUCUGAGGUAGCUGCUAGUGAAGAAAUUUGUAAUGCAAACAGUUAAUAGCAGACGGGAGGCUGGUUCCUCAUUGGUCUUUGCUGUUUAGUUUCUUAAGUGUUAGUAAGGUCCUGAAUUAAAAAUAAAAUAAAAAUAAAUACUGAUUUAAAAAAAAAAAAAAAAAAAAAAACAAACAAAAACAUAUUUUGGAAUUUUAAAAAUGAUCAAGAUUUUAUAAUUAAUGAGUCUGUAUUUGGGGAGAACACCUGCUAUGAUUUCACUUUGUAUAAACAUUUACUCAUGUGUAAAAAAAGAAAACCACAGAAAUAGAGCAGGAAAUGCGGAUUGUGUAAAAAAACAAACAAACAAAAAAACAACUCACAUGGAACAUUUUUUUUUUUUUUUAUUGAAACUGCAGAGUUUUACAAGGUGUUCCUUUUAAAGCAUUUUAGUAACUCGGAUUUUAUAGUUUAUUCCUCAAUAAACUGAAAUAAAAAUGA
Messenger RNA from Polyodon spathula (Mississippi paddlefish), 13215 nucleotides. Its product is annotated as trinucleotide repeat-containing gene 18 protein-like. Gene Ontology annotation, molecular function: chromatin binding. The record is from RefSeq and is a predicted model, not a curated record. Lineage: Eukaryota; Metazoa; Chordata; Actinopteri; Acipenseriformes; Polyodontidae.